This is a messenger RNA of Fusarium redolens, 825 nucleotides long. Its product is annotated as FAS1 domain-containing protein. Lineage: Eukaryota; Fungi; Ascomycota; Sordariomycetes; Hypocreales; Nectriaceae. The transcript has 3 exons. Gene Ontology annotation, biological process: cell adhesion; extracellular matrix organization. Gene Ontology annotation, molecular function: cell adhesion molecule binding. The record is from RefSeq and is a predicted model, not a curated record. Gene Ontology annotation, cellular component: extracellular matrix. Bases 184 to 825 code for a protein of 213 amino acids.
GUUGGUCCUUAAUUGAUGAGAAGCUUAGUAACAACCAGCCUUUGAUCUCUGGGGAAACAGUUUGAUAUCAUCCAGGCAGCCUUCUAUAUCAUCAAAGUUCUAUCUACUCUUCUACAAAAUCGCUUAGUCGUUAAGAUCAAAAUUUCUCAGCGUCUCACAGAAAUAGACUUUGGAUUACUCAACAUGAAGUUUCAACCGUUGCUUGUCUUGUACGCUGCUGUUGCAUCAUGUGAUGCCAAAGUCUUCGAUAGACAAGCACUGUCAUACGCUCCGAUCCCAGAGGGGAUUUACCAGCCUCCCGCCAAGUCUGGAGAAACUACAUUGCUUGACUUUAUCAAGUCCCGGGAUGAUUUGUCCGAACUUUCGAAACUUGUUGAAGAGACACCAGGUUUCGCCCAAGCGUUCAGUACAAGCGCGGACUGGCAAUACACAUUCAUCGCGCCUUCAAAUGAAGCGUUCAAUAAUACAGGUGAAUACUAUAAGACUUUUGCCAGCACACCCAAGGGACGUUGGUGGUCUGGACAAAUGCUUCAACAUCACUACAUUCCCAACUCGCGCCUAUACACGAGCAAUUUCACCGAGGAGAAAACUCGAAUUCAAUUAGGGUCAUACCUCUGGGCAUCAGCUGAGAUCAAAGGCGGAGAUCUUGUGCUCAACAACGUGGCGACCAUCGUCGAAGCCAACAUCCCUGUAACUAAUGGCCUUGUGCAUAUUAGUGAUCGCAUUCUCGCCGGCGAUGCGAUGAUCUACGAGGCUGAUAUUGAAACAACCAAGCAAGGUUUUAUCCCUGGUUCUUGCUCUAAUCCAGCUUUACCUUAUUGCUGA